This is a messenger RNA of Phlebotomus argentipes, 2469 nucleotides long. RefSeq names its product A disintegrin and metalloproteinase with thrombospondin motifs adt-1-like. The transcript has 2 exons. Gene Ontology annotation, molecular function: metalloendopeptidase activity. NCBI's taxonomy places the organism in Eukaryota, Metazoa, Arthropoda, Insecta, Diptera, Psychodidae. The record is from RefSeq and is a predicted model, not a curated record. The coding region runs from base 1 to 2469 and encodes 822 amino acids. Gene Ontology annotation, cellular component: extracellular matrix. Gene Ontology annotation, biological process: proteolysis; extracellular matrix organization.
AUGGGACUCAAAUCUACGCCGAUGCAUUUCCUUUCUUUUCGCUGGGCAAAUAAGGGCUGCCAAUCAAGUCCAGCAAAAGUCGCUGCCAAGCUGAGAGUGUCUUCAGUGUUUGGCUGUUAUGCGUCUGGUUAUUGUGCUCUUCGGGAUUGUCGGGGCUUUUCCAGCCCCGGACAAUCUGCACCACUUCAUGAACGCCAACGAAUUGGGGUGAGUUUUUCAGGAAAUGUUUACAGAAAUUGCUCUAAUAGUUUGUGUGUGUUUCUCAGGUACUAUUUUGAGACAGACACAGUGAAUUCUGUGCCUGAGUAUGAGAUUCAACCGCUGAUUGUUGCUGAAAGAAGUGCUUUUGGUGAUUCUGGAGAGCGAAAUCUCCGUCUGAACUUCACAGCAUUCAAUCAACCUUUCGCAUUGGAUUUCUCACCAAAUCGCUACUUGAUUUCCCCUCAAAUUCGCAUCAUUGAGCUCGGAGAGGUGGCAGAAACACUGGAGAUUCCAGAAGAGGACAGAAAUUGCCACUUUUUAUCAUCUUCCGGAGGAAUUAUCGCUGCUGUGAGUGUUUGUGAGGAGGAAGAAGACGCUCUGAGUGGAAUAAUUCUCAUGGAUGACGACACGCUGGAGAUUCGUCCGCUCAAUGAUCGUUUGCAGCGACUACUCUCCGUCCAGGAAGCUCUGCUGGACACAUCAGUCCGCCCAGGAACUCCUCAUAUCAUCCGCAAAGCUUCUCGCUUGCCAGCAUUCUCAACUUUCUCACAAGACUUCACUCUUCGCAGCGAUCUGACAUUUCCGGAGGAUCAAUCUUCCGGCCGGAUGGGAUUCCGUGAUCUGAAGAGCAUCGUGGAGUUGGGAGUGUUCUUCGAUGAGCCUGCGUAUCGGAUUUUCGCGCCAUUCUUCCAGUACGACGCCAAGAAGCUGCGGAACAUGAUCCUGGCGUACUUGAAUGGCGUCCAGGCGCUCUAUCAUCAUCCCUCCUUGACGGAGGAGGUGGACAUUGUGGUGGUCUACAUGGAGAUCAUGCGUCGACAGCCGCGAGAUCUUCCGCAUCACGAUGGCGAGCGCAGUGCUCUGCUGGACUCCUUCUGUGCCUACCAGAAGCGCCUCAAUUCUGCCUCUGACGCUGAUCCGCAGCACUGGGACAUGGCAGUGUACAUCUCGGGGUUGGACUUCUUCGCCUGGGAGAGUGGGAAGCGCAACGGUGUGACAAUGGGCCUGGCCACAGUGGGAGGAGUCUGUAUUCCCGAGUAUAAUUGCGUCGUGGCGGAGUUUGGCGCCACGAACAGCCUGGGAAAGCCCUAUCCGUCCACGGGCUUCACCUCAGUCUUCAUCCUGGCGCACGAGAUUGGCCACAAUCUGGGGAUGCAUCAUGAUGGCACGGGGAACUCCUGUCCGAAGGAUGGUUUCGUCAUGUCGCCAUCCAGAGGAACUGACGGUGAGACAACCUGGUCAGCGUGCAGUGCUGACGCCGUGCGCUCCCUGAGACGCUUCGCCACGUGUCUGAGAGACAAGCCGGACUCUGUGCCAGAGGAGAAUGACGCCUGGAUGUUCGGUGGUGUGCCUGGGCGCUCCUGGACUGCGCGGCAGCAGUGUCAGUUGCUCUUGCUGGACCAGGACGCUCUGGCCACAGAAUCCGCCAGCAUGUGUCGCAAUCUGCACUGCCGGACGCCGCACAGGAGUGGAUUCUACUUCGCCGGACCGGCGCUGGAAGGCACAGAGUGCGAGCGUGGAAAGUCCUGCCAGGGCGGCGAGUGUGUGCCUGCGAGGGCGUCUCUGCCGAUCCGCGAGGGUGGCUGGAGUGCGUGGCAGCUGGAGAAGUGCUCCUCUGGGUGCAUUGAGAAGUCGCGUGGGUUUCAGGCCGGGAAGCGACAGUGCACAAAUCCUCCGCCUCUGAACACUGAUCGUGGCUGCGACGGACACUCUUUCGCAGUGGAUCUCUGCCCUGACGAUCGUCUCUGCAGACGACGUCGCUCUGCUGUGGACUUCGCCACUGUCAAGUGCCGGGAGUUCAGUCGAAAGCUGCCCGAAUUGGACAGGAAAGCGCCAGGAAUGCAGGCUCCGCACGAGUCAAAUCGCCUGUGGAUGAGUUGUGCGAUCUUCUGCAAGCGUCGCGACACGGGAGCCUAUUAUACACCUCGACUGGAGCUGAAUGACUUGGGAAUUGAUCCCUACUUUCCGGACGGAACGUGGUGCCAUCGUGAGGGUGGCGAAGAGUACUUUUGUCGGCAGCAUCACUGCUUGCCCGAGAGUUUCCACCUCAAAAAGACUGAUCCUUGGCUUCUGGGCGAAGACAUUCCACUUCCGGGCAAUGCCUGGCCAACUUCUGAGCCAAUUGAUGAGAAUCUCCUCAAGUAUCACUCCCUGGACGCUCAAGGACGUCCCUUACUGACACACUUAAGCGCUCAAGACGUUCCAGAUUCGGCGCCCAAUUGGACAGACGAUAAUGAUUAUCUGGAUCUCAAUUUAAUUAUCCCAUAA